CAUAGUUCAUACCCAGUAGUUUGCAUUCAAAAAAAUUAGAAACAUGUGUGAUAUCAGUGAUGUCAAGAAGACCCCAUUUGUGAUUAUCUAUUUUGUAAAUUUUCACUUAAUUCUUGCUCAAGUAAGCCUACCCCCCGCAUUCAUCCCCAACGAUCAACGUCGAGAUCCUUACAAUAAUAACGGUAGGGGAGAUCCCUAUAAUAUUGACGGUAGGGGUUUUUCGAGUUCAACACCUUUUCCGCCCUAUAGUUCUACCCCUUUUCCUCCCAGAGACUUCCCGUACAAUCCUAACGACCCUAGAAACGACUACAACCAAAAUUUCGGGCAAAGACCCAGUGAUUUACCACCUAGUUUUGUCUCGAAGACUAACGUAAACAAUCCUCAAAAUUUUAACAAUCGACAGGGCGACUUUUCGGCGCAAAGACCUCUCAAUCCUCAAAAUUUCGGUGGUAGGUCUUUUGACGACGAUUUCAACAGGAGAAAUCGGGUCGAUGGAGAUAGAGAUAUUAGAGGGUUGUUACAGGCGUUGGAUAUUCAAGCUUCUCAAAUGUGCACGAAUAACGUAGCUGCUCAAUGGAACUUUGAGACCAACAUCAAUGAGGCUACUCAAUUGGAAGCUAUCAAUGCCCAACAAUUUUACUCGGAUUUCCAACACGGAGUCUGGGACCUGCUCAAUAAGGUGGGCAAUAUCAAUAGCCUGGAUCCCCAAACAUUUAGACAAAUUAAAUAUUACUCAGUGAUAGGGCCUUCGGCAUUACCUCCAGAAGAAUUAGAUAGGUACAAUCGACUGAUUAACGACAUGCUGGUCCUGUACAAUACUGGCUCGAUAUGUGCCUUCAAUGAUCCUCUACAUUGCGGACUAAGACUACAACCAGAUCUGUCCAAAAUCAUGGCCAAGAGCAGAAACUGGGAUGAGCUGCAGUACGUUUGGACUGAAUGGAGGAGAAACUCAGGGCAGAAGAUGAAAGACGCGUACGAGCAGAUGGUAAAGGUAUCCAAUAAUGCUGCCAGAGCAAAUAAUUUUACUGACACUGCCGAUUACUGGAGCUUCCCAUUCGAAUCUCCAUCCUUGAUGUUAGACAUGGAAGAUGCCUGGGAAGAAGUAAAGCCCCUAUAUGAGCUCCUUUUGACUUACGUACGACGCAAACUAAGAGAAUAUUACGGACCUGAGAAGAUCAAUAGACAGGCACCUUUACCAGCCCACAUUCUGGGCAACAUGUGGGGUCAGUCAUGGAGCAAUAUAUUUGAUAUCACACAACCGUAUCCUGGACAAAGCUUCUUAGAUGUUACUCCAGAAAUGAUCAAACAGGGUUAUACACCACCAGAUCUAUUCAGAUUGGCAGAAGACUUUUUUGUGUCGAUGAAUAUGAGCGUUCUUCCUCUAGAAUUUUGGCAAGGAUCGGUACUUCAAGAACCGCUCGAUAGGAUAGUUCUUUGUCAACCUUCUGCCUGGGAUUUCUGCAAUCGUAGGGACUUUAGGAUUAAAAUGUGCACAAACGUCAACAUGAAAGACCUAAUAACAGCUCAUCACGAAAUGGCACACAUUUACUACUUUAUUCAAUAUAAAAACCAACCAAAAGUGUUCAGAGAUGGAGCAAAUCCAGCUUUCCACGAAGCUAUCGGUGAAGCGAUAGGUCUUUCAGUAGGCACUCCAAGGCAUCUACAAGCUUUGGGAUUAGUCCAAAAAUCCAUCGAUCGUGUAGCGGUGGAUAUAAACUUUUUGUAUUCAAUGGCUCUCGACAAGAUAGUCUUCCUGCCAUUCGCUUUGGUCAUGGAUAAGUGGCGAUACGACGUCUUCAAGGGUGUUGUUCAAAAAGAAGAAUAUAACUGCCAUUGGUGGCUUCUGAGUGAGAGAUACCAAGGUAUAAAACCACCAGUACUGAGAUCCGAAAUCGACUUUGAUCCAGGCUCCAAGUAUCAUAUUCCUGCCAAUAUUCCAUAUUUAAGGUAUUUCGUUAGCACGAUUCUCCAGUUUCAAAUCUACCGUUCCCUGUGCAUCGCCGCAGGACAGUACUCGCCCAAUGAUCCUGCUAGACCUCUCCACGAAUGCGACAUUUAUAGGAGCAAAGAAGCAGGAAGGAUCCUUACGCAAAUUAUGGAAAAAGGUUCUUCUCAAUCCUGGAGAGACGUUUUGUUUCAGGCUACAGGAGAAAGCAGACUGGAUGGAAGGGCAUUGAGGGAAUACUUCAGACCUUUGGAAGACUGGCUCAGAAAUGAGAACUUAAGAACAGGUGAAUUUGUUGGUUGGCUAUACGAUGGAGACUAUUGUAAACAAAGCAUAGAAACAGCUGGACUACAAGUUUAUGGAGGAUUUUAUAACAACUCUCAGACACCAACGAUUACCAGCUUUUUGCUCCUUAUAUCAUUAUUUUUCUGUUACAUGUUUAGUAAAACUAUACGAUGAUAUUUGAUUUAUUAGAACUUAUCAACAUGUAUUCUUGUAGGUAACCAACUGAAUAGUAUUGUCAAAUAUGUAAGAAUUAUAAAGAUUUUUAUGGUACGAUAUAAAAAUUAUUGUUUAAGUUUAAAAGUCUGGUUUCAUAAAUGAAAAUGCUAAAAAUGGAGUCGGGAGUUUAUUGAGUAAUUAAAAAAUAAGUAAAAAACAUAAUUAAUCAAAUAGGUUAUGUACGUUUUAUUUAUAAAAACCGAACUACAAUAUUCAUUCUUAAAAUAAUUUUGUCUAAAUUUUAACCACUAUGCUACUGUUCCUUCUCUAAUAUCGAUGGAAGAGCAGUAACAACACAUUUAUAUUAUAUUAGAUUUUUAAUUUAAUUAUUUUUUAAUUUAAUUCUAUUAGAGAUUUGAACCAUAUUUUCUUUGAAUGCAAAAUUAACGAGAGAUAUAUAAAUCAAUUAUAUUACAAUUUACGACAAACACAAGUUCAUUUUCCAAUUAGUAUAGAAUAUCUAAUAAGUUGUCAUGAAAUGGAAAUAUUUAAAUUACUCAUAAACUACUUGAAAGAAACAAAUAUAGUCAUUUAAAUGAAAGAGAUAUAAAUAUCACAAAACUAAUAAAUUGAGGUAAAAAUAAAACAAAAAUCUGUGGCUAACGGACCCGCAUCCAAGCCAUUUUUUCUCACACACACAUAUAUUAUAUUUCUCGCGGUAUUUUUACCAUUUUUCAGUUUCCAUUUCUGAGAUUCAGCUGCGUAAAAUUAGUAGGGCAACGAUUUUUUCUCGUGUAGGUUUCAUAAUUUUUUAUAUACCUUUUAGAUAUACAUAUCUACAGAAAGUAUUUAAAAAACCAAAUGAAUGAUGGCUCUACUAGAAAUCAAUGUGUGUGAAUGUAGUACGUUUAUCGCAGCAAUUGAUAAGUCAGUAGUAUGACAAGUGGUCUUACUAAAUCAAAACUUUACUCUUAGCCAGUGGUCGGCAAAGUGCGGCUCCGGAGCCACAUGUGUCUCUUUGGCUCCUUAGAUGCGGCUCUGGCACAAAUAUCCACGGAAGGCGCAAUAAUAUUUUCAUUGGAAAAAAACUACAUUAAAACAUUACCUACAUCUUAUUGCUCUUAAUGCUACAAUAACCGAGUUGAAAUUUUCUCCUUUUGAAAUUGGCCUUAAUAGCUUUGAAAUACAAUUUCUGGAUUUAAAAACGAGGAGGUAUGGCGCUCUAAAUUCGAACAACGUCUUUGUGUUGAAUUGGAAAUAUUGGAGAUGAAAAAAAUGUUCACAACACAAGUGGUCUGCUUUGAAUCACCUGGAGAAGGAAGACAUGAUCAUUUUCAACGCUUGGAAGAGUAGGUAUUCCUGAUUCUUAUGAGCUGAGAAAGAUCACGUUUGCUGUUCUUUCCCUUGUCGGUUCUACAUAUUAACAUAUAAAAAUAGAUUUUGCGCCAAAAAUUUUGUAAAAAAUACAGUUUUGUAUUUAGUAUAUAAAACCUUACAAUAUAAAUGAGUCAGAUAAAAUAAAAUUAUUAGAAAAAUUUUUUACUAAGCAACAACAUUUUUGUUUAAUUUAUUAAUAUUUUGUAUUUUGACAACGACAUCCGAUGUGGACGUCGAAACGUUAAUAAAAUUAUUUUGUUAGUUAAAUUGUGGCUAAUUUCCCAUUUAGAAUAGUUGCUUAAAAAACGAAAAAAAAACAGACGUUUCUACUAUGAUUAAAAACGAAUAUAUUGCCAAAAAACGAAAAAACACGUUUUAAUUUUUUGCCAGGUUAUGGAUUAUGGUUAUAGGAUUAAAAAUUUUUGGUCGAAUACUUCUUGAUGUAGAACAUGUGUGUUUAUUUGGAAUAUCGCUGGGAGCAUUUUUCACUAUCUUAACCGACUAGGCCCUUUAGUUUUAUUUAGUGUAAUAAAAGUUUUAGGUCUGGAUCCCGCGUAUGAAAAAAAAGUUGAUUAAUAGCAAGCUGAAAAUUUGUUAAUAGCUUAAGGGUGUCUAGUCGGACAAACUUUGAUAUAUGGGAACACUGGAACAGGGGAAGUUUUAAUUGUGGAACAGGUUAAAAAUUGGGAACGGUCAGACCACGAAAACGGCACAUGUAUUUUGUCCGACAGAAUAGACUUAAACUCUCCGAACAGAGAUUAAACGCUCAUGCAAAAAUCAGACUGCUAUUUAUUACCAAAUGGGCGUUUUAAUGAGUGGAACAUGUAGAAUAUGUCAAAUGACAGGAAUUAUGACAGGUGAUAAAUAGCAGUCUGAUUUUUGCAUGAGAGUUUAAUCUCUGCUCGGAGAGUUUAAGUCUGUUCUGUCGGACAAAAUACAUGUGCCGUUUUCGUGGUCUGACCGUUCCAAAUUUUUAACCUAUUCCACAAUUUAAACUGCCCCUGUUCCAGUGUUCCCAUAUAUCAAAGUUUAUUCGACCAGACACCCUUAAGCUAUUACCAAAUUUUCAGCUUGCUAUUAAUCAACUUUUUUUUCAUACGCGGGAUCCAGACCUAUUUGCUGAACAAGCAGAUUUGGCUGCCAAUUUUUUUUAAAUUGUUGUAUUGUUCCAUUCUAAACCAACUCAAUAUUAAAAAAAAGGCUGUCCACAAUAUGUCUGCAACGAAUUCUACAAUUAUUUGGUCACGUGGUUCGCAGAGGUGACGACAGUUUGGAGAGAUUAAUUGUUUCUGGAAACGUUCCGGGGAGAAGAUCAAGAGGACGAUCACCAACUAGAUGGUCUGACCAAAUAAAGCAUUCAGCUGGAAACUCAUUCUGCGAAGCUCUUAGAGCAGCUGAAGAUAGAGACCAAUGGAGAAACAUUGUUAGGAAUAUUGGAAGAAAUCACGAUCCUCAGUAAUGGGGAAACGACAGGAGAGAGAGAGAGAUUGUUCGUAUUUGGCUCUUUGGCUAAAAAGUUUGCCGACUAUUCUCUUAACUACUUCAGAUCCUCUUAGGGUUAUAAAAUGAUGGCUAGUAUGUGUUUUGAAUUUUUUAUACCUAAUAGGUACAAUUCUAUGAGUUGAUAUGUGCGUUCAAAUUGGAAUUGGAUUCUUCCCUGAAUAAAAUGUUUUCAAAAUUAUCAAACCUCCUUAUCAUUUCGUUUCAAAAUUUUAGUAGAUUCUUGUAAGAAUUUAUCUCUUGGACUAACUGGAUUUUCUAGGCGCUUAGUUAAAACCUCCCCCUCUAUCUUCUUCUUUUUGUGUAGACAUGACUCGAUCUGUUUUUUCAAUGUGCCUCCAUUAAGUUGUCGUUCCAUUGUUAUCGUGAUCUACCCACUGAUCCUCUUCCUAUUGGUAACUACCUCUCGCCGUCCUUACUACUCUAUUUGUUUUCAUUCUGCUUAUGUGGUCGUUCCAUUCUACUCUUCUGUUUCUUACCCAGGUAUUAAUGUUCUUCACCUUGCAUCUCCGUCGCAUAUCUGUAAAUUAAAACCUGUGUUUAGAAUUAACCAAAACUUGAAUUUUUGAAAGUGAAAUUAUUCAGUAUGAGUGUUGGACUUCUUUUUAAUUUAUGACAAAUUUAAAAUUUAGAUUUGGAGUUUUCAACUUUCUGUUAAUUAUAAAUUAAAGUUAUAUGAGGUAGGGCGUUGUCAGACUAAUAAAGAACUAUCCUGUUUGACUCUAAUUAGUAGACCAAGCUGACUCUGUUGACGGCACCCCGAUUUUAUAUUAACGAAAUUGUGGUCUUGAACAAUCGAUUUUAAAUUGUACUAUAAAUAUAUCAACUCUAUUUUCUGAAUAGUAAACUAGUACCCAAGGGGCUAUAGUUAUAAUUUAUUUCUUCAAUUGCGGAGCUGCCAUGUUAGAUUUUUGUCUGCCAGUUCAACCUUUUGUAUAGAAUACAUUUUUCUAGCAGUAUCUCGUUCGAUUAAAAUUAUAUGUACAAAAGUGUAAAUAUAAGUUAACAUUUUAGUUGUAAUAAGUGUUUUAAUAAACAAUUUUUGUAUAAA
This is a messenger RNA of Diabrotica virgifera virgifera (western corn rootworm), 6314 nucleotides long. It is a transcript of the gene Ance-3, whose product is annotated as angiotensin-converting enzyme-like. Gene Ontology annotation, cellular component: plasma membrane. Lineage: Eukaryota; Metazoa; Arthropoda; Insecta; Coleoptera; Chrysomelidae. Gene Ontology annotation, molecular function: peptidyl-dipeptidase activity; metallopeptidase activity. The transcript is spliced from 11 exons. The record is from RefSeq and is a predicted model, not a curated record. The coding region runs from base 44 to 2404 and encodes 786 amino acids. Gene Ontology annotation, biological process: proteolysis.